This is a messenger RNA of Drosophila rhopaloa, 995 nucleotides long. RefSeq names its product protein twisted gastrulation. The record is from RefSeq and is a predicted model, not a curated record. Gene Ontology annotation, biological process: regulation of BMP signaling pathway. The transcript has a single exon. Lineage: Eukaryota; Metazoa; Arthropoda; Insecta; Diptera; Drosophilidae. Bases 1 to 780 code for a protein of 259 amino acids.
AUGCAGUUGCAGUUGCCGUGCUACUCCGCCCUCCUCCUGAUCGGAACGAUCCUAAUACUGGCUCCCUGGCCAGCGGACGCCAACGACGACGGGUGCAACGAGGUGGUCUGCGGAUCGGUGGUGUCCAAGUGCCUCAUCACCCAGAGCUGCCAGUGCAAGCUGAACGACUGCCACUGCUGCAAGGACUGCCUGAAUUGCCUCGGGGAGCUCUACAUCGAGUGCUGCGGCUGCCUGGACAUGUGUCCCAAGCACAAGGACGCCCUGCCCUCGCUGACGCCGCGCUCGGAGAUCGGGGACAUCGAGGGCCUGCCGGAGCUGUUCGACACCCUGACCGCCGAGGAUGACGAGGGGUGGUCCACCAUCCGGUUCCCCAUGCGCGCCGGCUUCAAGCAGCGCGUCCAGGGUGGUGGUGGUAGUGGUGCUCCCAGAGACGCCGGAACAGGAGCCGAGGCCAACACCGUGUGCACCGUCAUCUACGUGAACUCCUGCAUCCGGGCGAACAAGUGCCGGCAGCAGUGCGAGAGCAUGGGGGCCAGCAGCUACCGCUGGUUCCACGACGGCUGCUGCGAGUGCGUGGGCGGGAGCUGCCUCAACUACGGCAUCAACGAGAGCCGCUGCCGCGGGUGUCCGGAGGAGCAGGACCAGCUGCACGCCGCGGACACCGUGCCGGCGGAGGCGGAGCAGGAUCUGGAGCGGUUCUUCGGCAACGAGGAGAUCGAGGACGGGUGGAGCUACGGCGAGGAUGAUGACUUCUCCUACGCUGAUAAGAACCUUGACUAGUCAGAUUAAAUAUUUCCUCCUUGCACUGGACAUUUUGUUUAUUAAUACUAAAUAAAAGCAGCGUAAUUUAUUUAUUUAUAUAAUGCUAGGCUAAACCUAAAUCAAAGUGCUUACAAGAGGGGUGGAGAUGUCGUACAGCUUGUCGUUUAUUUGUAUUGUAUAUUGCUAAAUUAUAUAACUAAUUUAGUUUACCAAUAAAAAAAGUCAUGUUUUUA